Messenger RNA from Hipposideros armiger (great roundleaf bat), 6003 nucleotides. RefSeq names its product zDHHC palmitoyltransferase 23 (gene ZDHHC23). Gene Ontology annotation, molecular function: protein-cysteine S-palmitoyltransferase activity. The record is from RefSeq and is a predicted model, not a curated record. Gene Ontology annotation, biological process: protein targeting to membrane; peptidyl-L-cysteine S-palmitoylation. NCBI's taxonomy places the organism in Eukaryota, Metazoa, Chordata, Mammalia, Chiroptera, Hipposideridae. The transcript is spliced from 5 exons. Gene Ontology annotation, cellular component: endoplasmic reticulum; Golgi apparatus. Bases 337 to 1632 code for a protein of 431 amino acids.
CCGGCGGGGACGCGGGGGCACCGCCCGGACGGCGGCGGGCUGCAGUCACAGGUGGGCGGCGGCGAGGGCGCGGCUGAGCAGAGCCGGGGUCCCCGAGACUCCAGCCACCACGCCGGGAGCUUCGCAGAGCAGAGAUCGGACACGUCUGCGCCUCCGAGGAGCCGACCUGUCUCCCCUCCGCCUUGGCUUCUUUGGCUGCAGCCGCACCUCGGCCCUGGAGCGCAGGCGUUGGCGGCUGAUCAGAGAGGUGUGGAUGUGUUUACAAGAUGUGAAUUGUGUGCUUUCCACCUUCACCUUUUGAGGGCUUCGUACGCCUCAUGGUGACAGGUGGGAAUCAUGACACAGAAGGGCAGUAUGAAGCCAGUGAAGAAAAACAAAGCGGAAGAACCUGAAUUGGAGCCCCUGUGCUGCUGCGAGUACAUAGAUCGCAAUGGAGAAAAGAACCACGUGGCUGCUUGUUUGUGUGAUUGCCAAGACCUGGAUGAAGGGUGUGAUAGAUGGAUUACGUGUAAAUCCGUGCAGCCAGAGACUUGUGAAAGAAUCAUGGAUACAAUCUCCGAUCGCCUCCGAAUUCCCUGGCUUAGGGGAGCCAAAAAAGUUAACAUUAGCAUCAUCCCCCCGCUCAUCCUCCUGCCCGUCUUCCUUCGUGUGGCUUCCUGGCAUUUCCUCCUGGGGGUGGUGGUGUUGACUUCCCUUCCUGUGCUGGCUCUGUGGUACUACUACCUCACUCACAGAAGGAAAGAGCAGACCCUGUUCUUCCUGAGCCUCGGGCUGUUCUCCCUGGGCUACAUGUACUAUGUGUUCCUGCAGGAAGUGGUCCCCAGAGGGCGUGUGGGGCCCACUCAGCUGGCGCUUCUUACCUGCGGGUUAUUUCUGAUCCUCUUAGCCUUGUACAGAGCCAAGAAGAAUCCAGGCUACCUCAGAAAUCCAGCGAGCAGUGACAGCAGCCAAAUUGAGUGCCUGGACAGAAAAGGGCAGGAGAAGACCAAAGGGUUCCCUGGCACAGACACAUCAGGCAGUCUCAACAACCGCACGCUGAAGGAUGACCUGAAGGGCCCUUCCAGGAUGUUGGCUGGAAGCCCCACCAAGGUGAAAGAGGACUGGUGUGCCAAGUGCCAGCUGGUGCGACCAGCCCGGGCAUGGCAUUGCCGGAUAUGUGGCACGUGUGUGAGGAGAAUGGAUCACCACUGCGUCUGGAUAAAUAGCUGUGUCGGAGAAUCAAAUCAUCAAGCAUUCAUACUUGCCCUUUUGAUCUUCUUGCUCACCUCGGUGUAUGGGAUCACGCUGACCUUGGACACCAUUUGUAGAGAAAGAAGUGUCUUCACAGCUCUCUUCUAUUGUCCUGGAGUGUAUGCAAAUUACAGCUCCGCCCUGUCCUUCACCUGCGUGUGGUACUCUGUGAUCAUCACAGCCGGCAUGGCCUACAUCUUCCUGAUCCAGCUGAUAAACAUCAGUUAUAAUGUGACUGAGAGGGAAGUCCAGCAGGCCCUUCGACAGAAGACGGGGCGCCGGCUCCUCUGCGGGCUCAUUGUGGACCCAGGCCAGUACAAUCGGGGCUUCCUGCGGAACUGGCACCAGUUCUCCACCCUGGGCGCUCACCCCUUCCAUCACCCUGCUGAGGACAUUGUCUGAAGUGCCUUCUGUACGGCAGCGGGAGGGGUGGCUCUGCCCUCUGCUCCCUUCCGCCGUACACUUCAGGGUCCACGCAGGAUGUUUGUUUUUAACCCGUUUCUUAAAGGCCGUGCUCAGGUUUAGAGAGUGAACUGGGAAGAAAGCAAUUUUUUUGACUUCACAAUUUAAGAGAUUUUUAUAUUGAAGGAGUAACACUAGAGCCAUCCCUUUCCAGUCACCUUGUUAACUAAACCACCGGAAGCUGAAAGGAUGUGGAUUGCUAAUGCACAAAUUGAUAGAAGCAACUCCUGUCCAUUAGUGUGGGAGAAAGGCGUUUGGAUUAGGAUGGUUUCUAGUCCUCCCUCUUUUAAUCGCUAAUAGCCAUGUGACCCCGUAGUGGAGUCACGUCCCUGAGUCUCAGGUUCAUCUGUAAAGUGGGGUGCUGAUGCCUGCCCUGGCUACCUCACAGAGCUGUCGUGGGGGGUUCACAUGAGGGAGGACGUCUGUGUAAAGCACUGAAAAAGAAUUAAAGUGUCAGAGAGAUAUGAAGUAUUAGGAAAAUCCCAAGACUGGAAAAAUGUUUUUAGGUCAGAACACUGAAGCCAAUAUUAUUAAUCUGUUUUCAGCGUUUCAGAGCGAAAAGAGAUCCCCAAAUACCAUGCUGUACCGUUACGGGAGUUUCUGAAGUAUUAGACAUUAACUACUCAAACCUGGUAGAGGAUGGACCAGAUGGUUUUAUACUGUCAUCUGAAAACACAGUUGAUAGAAUUAUAAUUAUUGCUGGUAUAAUGUAUGGUGGUCAUGAUUUUAGGUGACAAGUUCUUAUAUUUAUCUUAUUUCUUAGAUAUUUAUUGUUCAUAUCUACUCUGAAUAACUCCAGUAGGCAUUAAUGUUUUUUCCUCUUUCCAUGCCUCACCUGGUAAGGUGCUAGCCACACUGUGACGAUGGCUGGAAGAGAAAAGACACCCCUACAGGGAACACUUGACUCUGUUUCCUGGAUAGGGUGACUGGUUAAUAUCAAGGGCUUGAUUUUUUUUGUUCAUUUAAGUAAUUCAAAUGCUGUCAGUUACAGCAGUAAGUGGCAAUAAUCGGUCUUCCGGCAUUCACAUUAUUCUGGCACGGACUCCCUUUGAGGGGUUGAUUGACAUCUUCCCACUUAACUUGCGCGUUACUUCUCAUUCACCUUUCCCUAGAUAAAAGUAUCUCACCAAGAGAGAAAAACAGGGUAUAUGUGUUUUCCACUAACUAAUGGAUUAACUGUUCUUCCCUAGCUCUUCCAAAAAUAUCACAUUGUUUCUUUAAUCAUAUCUCAAAACUGAAAAUGUACAAAGGACUAAAUAUUUAUCUAGAAGGGGUUUAUUCUGCCAUAGAUUUCAGAUGAGGCAAUUUCAGAUGGGGAAAAUACCCUCCUGAAAUACUUGCUUUUGUACCUGUAUUUUUUUUUUUCAGUCCCAAAGAUAAUUCUUGAGUCCUUAAAUUUGCCUUGGCUUAUAAGAGAAAAUAUUGCCAGGGUUUUCAGUCUUUCUGUGCAUGCUGCUAUAACAAAAGGUUUAUAAAUGUUGAGAGGAAAUAGUGCUACUUCCUGCAACUCGGCCUUCUGCAGAUAGCACCCUCCCUAGUCCCGCCAUUAAUUGAGACUGUCCUUAAGACAGCUUGUCGCUCUCCCCAGAGAUGGUUUGUUUAAUGAACGAUAGGCUCUGAAAUCCCCUGGGAUGAGUCAAAGAGCAAGUCUGGGGUGUUAGCAGAGGCUGUGGUUUCUACAGUGAUGCACUCUCCCUGGCCCGGAGUCAAGCCUUCAUUUGGAAAUACUGUUGGAUCUGAUAAAACUCAUUCCUUUCUGUAUCGAUUUGAAAUAAGAGAGAGUAAUAAUGCCACAUCCAGCACAUACAGCCAGAAAACUCUAGUUGUAGUCUCUUGAAUGCCAGAUGUAUAGCCAACUCUGAUUGUCUAGCAAUUGAUAGCAACAUUCAUAGAAACGUUAGUAUAGUCAAUGACUUUAGCCUCUUGCUGAAUCUUUAAAAACAAUCAAAAUAUGACGUGAUGAAGAUGAGUCAUACCUAAAAGUCCAACGUCAACGGGGAGAAUUAGGAAUGAUCACUAUCCUUAGAACCACACACCCCUCAAUAGCACUACCUGGAUGGGGCACCGCGGUGUCCCUCACUUGGAUAAGGACUCUGUAAUUCUGGAUUAUUGGAAUUAAGGUGCUUGUUUUAAGUUCCUUGAGAACUUCCUGGUUGGCAGUUUACAGACGAAAGCUCAGACCUCUGAGAAGCUUCGUGGUUUUGUGGGGGUAAGAGUCCACUGAAGUAUUUGCACCCAAAGGAGGGCAAACAAGGGGCUCUCCAUGCACCGUGCUCUAGGCUCUGGGACAUCGUUGGCCUGGACACCGAGACAGUAACACUUCUUAUGAUCUGGAAGUAUUGGAAGGAUUUGGUCGUUCUAAAGGACAAAGUCUCUGGGAAUAAGUCCCAGAGAAGAAUUUGGUGCUGGUGGCAGCAGUGGGAACUGCCCUGCAGGCCUGUCAUCCAGCAGUCUGCUGGCCCCGCCCCCAGCAUAAUUCUAGACAAGCGAGUUCCCUUCUCUCCCUCCACAUCCUCAGCCUCUGUGAAUAAACACACUGGAUGUGAAGCUUAGUAAAUGAUUUACUGUUUUCUAAUGAGCAUUACUGUCAUGCUCCUGUGUACUAUUCCUGGGGAAGAGAAAUGGGUCCAUUUGAAAGAUUCAAGGGAGAAAAGAGUAAAGGAUCAGGAUUGCACGAGGGGAGAAAAUCCUUCAAUAUUUAAAAUGUUUCUUAUGCUACCCAAAGAGUACUUUGUAGGCCCACCUGAAAUUAACUGACCAUUCACAAUGCCUCUUUGGUAGGAUUCCGUGAUGCUGCUGACAUCGAGCCUUAAGUGUGUUAGGGACAGUGCUGCUUGUCUUGCCUCAGCCACGUGUGUGUGUGCGCGCGUGCGUGUGUGUGUGCGCGCGUGCGUGUGCGCGUUUGUGUGUGUGUUUGAUACUGUAAAUCUUUGCUAUCCAAGUAUGUUUUCCUUUGGUGAAUGAAGUAAUUGUCUUCCACUGUACCAUCUGCCUCGCACAAAGACUGCUACAAACUUCCUCUUAUGCAAUAGUCCUUGGAACUUCGAAUAUUUUUCGCAACAGAAAAUUUUCUAUACUAGAAUCUUCCACUGCCAGAAAACACAGUGCCAGUAAGGUUCUCUGUGAUGCUGACUAUCUGAUUAAUAGACGAUAUUUCCAUUGGAUAGGACAUUAGAUUUUUAUUAUAAAACUCAACUCAUAGAAGCAAAAAUAUGACAUCUAGUAGCACAGUUUUGACCAGGAUGUUUAAAAAUUACUGUUCUGUUAGGUUUAAGGGUCUCUUUAGGGAAGUAGGUUUAUAUGACGUAACUUCAUUUGAUCCACAUUUUGGUACCCUGCAUUUUCAAAAGGAGCAUUUCCUCAGAUAAGCAAUGGAUGCUGGAGACCUGCUUGAAGCACCUGUGUGGUUUUCUCCUCAGCAGCUUGAUCACUGUGCCAUUUUGGAUUCAACAUCGCAGAGGUGAUGCAGGUGGAGAAUGAGAGCUGUGCUUAACUUGCUGCCUAAUGAAAUUCAGUGUGUUCUUGUGGGUGUUUGCUGUAAUAGAAACUUUUGGUAAAAUCAGCUAAAUUUAGUCCUGCUGCUAGUGGCCAGGUCUCCCUAGUUCAGCUGGCACUGUGUUUCGGUGUAGGCUCAGCAACAGGCCAAAGGCUGAGUGGGGAAUGAAGACACAUUUCUUAGAGGCUGCAGCUAUUUCCAAGUCGGCCUUGUGACUUAUUACUACUCCAGCCUUUCUGAUGGCACUUGUCUGUUCUAGAAAAUUCAUACUUUAAAGCAAAGCUUUAAAACCAGAUCUAGUCUAUUCUAGUUAUUGAUGCAACUAAAAUACUGUAUGUCUUCAGAGGGCAUCACUGACAAGAUUCCAUGUUACCGAACUCGCAAGCUCAACUUGGGAUUGGACUGUCUCGGUGAUUUGAUGGUGUGAGUUGUUGGGGCUUUUGAGCCUUUUCAUUUAAUUACGUUUCUGGGUCUGACGUUGGACUAAAGGAAACACAGGAAUAUUUAUUUAAUAUUAAAAUUAAUAUUUACUGUGACUGGCCCAGCAACAUUAAAAGGGGUUUCUGAAGCCAACACUGGGAGCUGUGGGUUAAACAUUUUGCACUCUUUUUAUACUUGUAUUCGUAUCUUCUUAUCACCUCAGACUCAGACACAAGGCCUUUUAAAUGGAGAUUAAAAAAAUUACUGCCAGAUGUAAAAUAAGGUACUGUGACCAAGUUAUUUAAAUGAAAAAUAAAGUGCUUUCUUUAAGGAAACUAGUUGGUGUUUCUUGGCGUGUCUCCUGGGCUCUUUUGCUUUUAGAAAAGCCUGGAUUA